Blepharisma stoltei is the source of this 1302-nucleotide messenger RNA. The record is from the annotation of a GenBank genome assembly. NCBI's taxonomy places the organism in Eukaryota, Ciliophora, Heterotrichea, Heterotrichida, Blepharismidae.
AUGCACUUCUUCGGUGGUGGUGGUGGAGGAGGUUUCCCAUUCGAUGACUUUUUCAGCCAUCAGCGCAGAGAAGAGCCUGAAGAAGAAGUGGACAGCACCCGUUUCUACACUUUAUUAGGCGUUGAUAAGUCUACAUCCUGUGCUGAUAUCAAAAAAGCUUAUAGACAGCUUGCAAAAACAAAGCACCCUGAUAAGGGUGGAGACCCUGCAGAAUUCCAAGAAAUUACACAUGCUUCCGAAAUCCUUUCUGAUCCAGAAAAAAGAAAAGUUUAUGAUCGGUAUGGAGAGAAAGGAAUAAAUCAAGGAAUGAGUGGAGCUGAUACUGAAGCCUCCAGCAUUUUUGACUUGCUUUCGGGAAGAGGAGGAAGGAGAAGAGAGCAGAGUGGGCCAAGAAGAGGAGAAGAUGCAACACAUACAUUGAAAGUAGGCUUGGAAGAGAUUUAUAAUGGAGCUACAAAGAAAAUUGCAAUAAAUAGAGAUAGGGUUUGCCAAGAAUGCAAUGGCGAAGGAGGGAAAAAUGCAAAAACUUGCAGCGGCUGCAAAGGUAGAGGAAUGGUAAACAAGCUCCAAAUGAUUGGUCCUAAUAUGUACACACAAUCAGUAGGUCAAUGUGACGACUGUAAUGGCACCGGAAAAACUUAUGAUGCCAAAAACCGCUGCAAAACCUGCAAAGGGAAGACCAUCUUCCAAGAGCGAAAAGUCAUUGAAGUGACCAUUGACAAAGGAAUCCCAAAUCACCACAAAUACUCCUUCAUGGGUGAAAGUGAUGAAAAGCCAGGAGUUUUACCAGGAGAUCUUAUAGUGAUCAUUGAAGAAAAGCAUCAUGAAAUUUUCAAGCGAAAACACGCCGACUUGAUUUUCAUAAAAAAAAUCACCAUAAAAGAAGCUCUUACAGGGUAUAAUUUCAAAAUCCCUCAUUUAGAUGGAACCGAGAAACUAAUUGAGUCCGCUCCUUUAGAUAUCAUAAAACCAGGCGAUAUCAGGACUGUAAGGGAUCUUGGAAUGCCAAUUAUGAGGACUCCAUUUAAAUUUGGAAACCUAUUCAUUACUUUCGAAGUAGAGUUCCCAGAACCAAAAUCGUUGUCUCGCCAGCAAAUUAAUGAGCUAAAGAAUUUAAUACCUGGAGAGUCCAUGGAUUUGGACGAAGCUGGAACUGAAAAGCACACAACGAUUGAAUUUGAUAGGACACAUCAAACAGAAAAUGAUGCGAAAAUUCAUUCAGAUUAUAAAGAUGAAGAGGAUGAGGAUUUCAAUGACCCAAGAUUUGCAAGAGCGAGAAAUUGUUCUGGAACGAUAUUUUAG